CGUUUGGAACGCUGUGCAGGACAAGGGGAGAAAUAAUAAUAAAUAAAUACGGAACAGUCUUUUGUGUCCGUAGCAUUUAACAAAAAACGUCGUUAUGCUCCUGUUCGACUCCAACACAUCCAUGUCCUUCAUUGAUGUUUAAUCUUUUUGUGCUGAGUGGAUACUUAUCUCGGACACGGAGAUAAAACGUAGGACAAAGAUAAAUCAGAAAGUAUUUGCUAAUCCAUCUUCUAUGAGGAAAUAAAGACAAAGAAGAUGAAGUGACCUCUGUCAUCAUGGACAGCAGUGAUGGAUUUUAAUUUUCUCGCCCUGUAAACUUUAAAGGCAGCAGAAUAUGAUGGAUCUCAGUACAAUAUGGCAGUGGCGUAUCGUGUUCGGAAAGAAUUAUUCAAGACGUCCAGAGCCCUUUAUGUACUGUCAAAAAACUGGAUUAGAUUUUAACGUUGGCUCCAAUAAUCACAAAAAACUGGGUUUACAGCACGUCACCAAUGGUGUUGUACUUGAAAUCUUUGACUUUGCUAAGUCUGUGAGCAAGCUUCUUAGCAAGCCUCGUAUCAUUUUGCAAAUUCUGGAGAACAAUUUUGAUGUCAGUUUUGAAAAUGAGGAACAGCGAAGUGUCUUUUCAUCUAAGCUUGGAGCAAAAAUCAGUGAUCUAAAGAAACGGCCUACUCGAUACAGCAAGAAACCUUUCAAUUUUGGCUUUUUUUUCUCAGAAUGUAAAAAUUGCAAGGUUAACUUGAACAUGGCAUCUUCAGAACUGACCGAAGGCAUCUCAGUGAAGAUGGAAGAACCCAAUACUGAUGAUGGUGAAGAUGAAAAAUUUGAAUUUGAAUGUUCACAAGUGUCGUGUGACGAAUAUAUAAAGAUUGAAAAUGUGUCAGAAGAGAUGGAUGGAACACACGCCGAUGUGAGUGAACAUGGGGAUCAGUUUGCGUGUUCUGGAGAACCAUCAGCGGAAGAACUGAAAGAGGGUCUCCCACUUUCGUUCCCUUUAUGCAACGAAAUUGGUGUGAAGUUUGGCGUUGAGUCAAAGCAAAGUCUUGAUCCUGGCUUGGUGACGCAGGGUGUACUGUUAGAACUAGCCCGUUUCUCGAGAUUAGUGAUGGGAUCCUACCUGCAUAUUGUGAUUGACAUGUUGGAGCACAAUUUUGAGGUUGACCUCAGAAAUCUACACAGCCAAUUAUUAAGCAAGAUAAAAAGGCUUGAUAAAAGGCAUAAAAAACUUUUGAACAAAAAGGAAACAAAAGAAAAAAGCCACUUUCAUGAUCAGCUCUUUUCCUUCGCGAUGAAAAAGAGACCCCCAGCGCCGAGUACUUUGAGGAACAGCACCUCACAGUAUCAGUUUAAAGAAGUCACACAAAGACGGCAGUCGGAGAUGAAACGAAAACUGGAGGAGCAAGAAGAGACGGCUCUUGUAUCGACCAGUGAACAGGUGACCAAAAAGCGCAGAAAAAGACCGCUUGGAUGCAAGAAGGCAAACACAAAUGUUCACAAAACCUUUGUGUGUACUCUUCCAGUUGAAAUGGCUGGCGAUUAUUACACACGUCCUCUCGGAGAGUCUGAUGCAGACUCUGAUGAGCAGGACGUCCUGUGAGCCUGGUUUGAGAGAAUUAGUAUCCCGAUGUAUGCGUGUCCGAACUCCCAACAGAGCAGGUUUUUGUUUUGUUUUUUUUCCUGUAAACCCAAAAGUGUGCUACUUGAAAGUUGCUCUUCCGAAGAACAAGCACUGCAAACUGACUCAGUGAAAUGACUAAAAUAUUUGCCAAAACUGACACACUAAAAGUUGUCUGCUAAUGAUGUGCAUCGAAGCCUGACGAUGCUGGAUGGUUAUAGUUUGUUCUCAGUGUCAACCCUUGGGUGAUUUUUCGCCUACUUUGCUUGGUCCAGCUCUUUGGGAUUCUCAGUUUUACCUGAACAAAAGUAGCAGGUGUGGAACUUGCCUACAACCCAAAUAAAGCAAUCAAGCAAUGUCAAGCAUAGGGUGUUGGAGCCUACGUGUCAGGUUGUAUGUAUUCUAACCUGACCAAAUCUGAUCGAAUGCCUCCUGCUGGUGAGCGGCAGCAGGUCCACUUUGGUGUUAGUGGUGGUCUGAUCAUUCUCCAUGAGGACAUCCAGCUAUUUCUACUCUGACUCCAACUCCAACUGAAACCAAAUCAAACUGAAAUGUGCAGCUACCUGGAUACAAUUCUGACGUUCAGUGUGAUUCAUCGCUUGAAGAUUGCAAGACUGAAGAGAGCCAUUGAUUUCAACAUGAAGACAAGUUCCUCUGCAUUUACCAACCGGUGGACCAGUAGGAUUAAUUUCAUGCAAAACAUUUCCAAUCAUCGACGAAUGAAACACUGAUGGUAAUCCCAAAUCAAAGAAGAGCACUCUCGAGUAAGCGAAUGUGCCAUUUAAUUCAUGUCUGAAUGUAGACGUGUCUGAUGAACGUCAUUGAGUUCAGCAAACAGAACAUUAGGUACU
This is a messenger RNA of Thalassophryne amazonica, 2463 nucleotides long. RefSeq lists its product as uncharacterized. The transcript has 3 exons. The record is from RefSeq and is a predicted model, not a curated record. The coding region runs from base 335 to 1594 and encodes 419 amino acids. Lineage: Eukaryota; Metazoa; Chordata; Actinopteri; Batrachoidiformes; Batrachoididae.